Messenger RNA from Capsicum annuum, 2529 nucleotides. RefSeq names its product receptor-like protein 9DC3. NCBI's taxonomy places the organism in Eukaryota, Viridiplantae, Streptophyta, Magnoliopsida, Solanales, Solanaceae. The record is from RefSeq and is a predicted model, not a curated record. The coding region runs from base 152 to 2107 and encodes 651 amino acids. Gene Ontology annotation, molecular function: protein binding. The transcript has a single exon.
AACAACUUUGAGGCUGCAAUGGACAGGAUUGUAUGGGAUAAUACCUGAGAGUAUUUUUCACCUGCCCAACCUGGAAACACUUGACUUAAGUUACAAUGAUCAGCUCAGUGGUUCUUUUCCAAAGACAAAAUGGAACAGUAGUGCAUCUCUCAUGAAGUUAGAUCUCUCUUUCGUAACAUUUUCUGGUAAUUUGCCUGAAUAUCUUUCUAAUUUCACCCGCAUAGAGGAUUUGAAUCUUAAAAGAAACUUCCUGAAUGGAUCAAUACCAUCUAGUAUGUUGUCUCUUCCAUCACUACGCAAAGUAGUCUUGAGUGGUAACUACUUUUCUGGUCAGCUUGAGGAUUUCAAGUCCAAUUCACUAGUCUGGAUUGAUUUAAGAAAUAAUCAGCUGCAAGGCCAGGUUCCCAAGUCAAUUCAAAACCUUGAGAACCUAACAACCCUUGAUCUCUCCUUCGAUAAUUUUAGUGGAAAUGUGGAUAUCAGCUUAUUUUCAAAUCUCAAACAUCUUUGGUAUCUUAGUCUUUCAUAUAAUAAUAUAUCAUUGAUCAAUGAGAAGGAAGUUGAAUUUACUUUGCCCGAAUCUCUUGAAAGGUUAGAAUUGGCAGCAUGUGAAGUGACAAAAAUUGAGUUUUUAAGAUCUGCAAAGCAGCUUGAGGAGUUGGAUCUUUCAAAUAAUAAGCUUCAAGGAAGAGUUCCAGAUUGGGCAUGGUCUAACCGGAUGUUCUCAUUGAAAAGUCUUAUUUUAUCCCACAACAUGCUAACAAGUAUUGAUUCAAUUCCUCUUCAGUCUGUAGAAAUCAUUGAUUUGAGGUCCAAUUUGCUUCAAGGUUCAUUACCUAAUCCGGGAAAUUCCACAAGGCUUUUCUUCAUAUCACAAAAUAAUCUCAUUGGAGAGAUCCCUUUGUCUAUUUGCAAUUUGAGAUUAUUAAAAGUUCUAGAUUUGGCGAGAAACAACUUGACGGGAGAAAUUCCGGAAUGUUUGGGUGAUAUCAUUCAUCUCGAGGUUUUGGAUAUGCACCGCAACAAUCUUUCUGGGUCUCUUCCAGCAACUUUCAUCACUGAAAGCUCACUUAGAAGCUUCAACUUGCAUGACAAUAAACUAAAGGGGAAAAUUCCCCAAUCUUUGGCUAAUUGCAAAGAGUUGCAAGUUGUUGAUUUAGGCGAUAAUCAACUCAACGACACAUUCCCCAUGUGGUCGGGAGCUCUGCCAAAGCUGCAGGUUUUAAUCUUGAGAUCAAACAAAUUGCACGGAUCCAUCAGAACUUCAAGGAUUGGAAACAUGUUUCCCAAGCUUAGAAUCAUAGAUCUAUCCUACAAUGCCUUCUCGGGAAUCUUACCGGUGAGUCUGUUUCAACAUUUGAAAGCCAUGAGGACAAUUGAUCAAACAAAAAAGUUACCAGCAUAUCUUGGAGACAGGUAUUACCAUGAUUCUAUUACAAUUGCAACCAAGGGACUGAAGCUUGAACUUGUCAGAAUUUUGACUAUUUACACCACCAUUGAUCUUUCAAGUAACAAAUUUGAAGGACAUAUUCCACACAUUAUGGGAGAUUUUAUUGCACUUCGGGUGCUAAAUUUAUCUCAUAAUGCGUUGGAAGGUCAUAUACCACCAUCACUUGGAAGUUUAUCUGUAGUUGAAUCAUUUGACCUUUCAUUUAACCAGCUUUCGGGAGAGAUACCACAACAACUUGCUUCUCUUACAUCUCUUGCAUUCUUAAAUUUGUCCUACAAUCAUCUUCGAGGAUGCAUCCCUCAAGGAGCUCAAUUCUCAACAUUUGAGAAAUAUUCAUAUGGAGGCAAUGAUGGAUUACGUGGAUUCCCAGUUUCGAAAGGUUGUGGCAAUGGUGUGUCAGAGACAAAUUAUACUGAAUCCGCAGUAGAUGAUGAAGAAAGCAAUUCUGAAUUUUGGAGUGAUUUUUGGAAAGCUGCUCUCAUGGGGUAUGGAAGUGGACUAUGUAUUGGUUUAUCCAUAACAUAUUUCAUGAUUUCAACUGGAAACCCUAAAUGGCUUGCAAGAAUCAUUGAAGCGCUGGAAUAUAUGAUUAUGGUGAGACAGAGAAAGAAGCAGGGAAGGAAAGGGAAUUACAGAAGAAGAAAUAAUCAUUUCUAGACUUCCCGGAGAGUCCUCACAUUGAUAUGCAUAAGAUUUUGGUCAUCAACUAAUCCCAAUGGAUGCUAUAUAUGGUCUUAAUUUAGUUUACACACAAGAGUCAGAUUUCUUUCUGAAAAUGAUGAUCUGAAGCUUAUCAUAUCUAAGCCAACACACCAGCAAUGGUACGACGGAAACCUUCAGAAGAAUAUAAUUGGUACCCGCACCUUUGAAAAGAGAUUUGUGCUUCCUCAGUUUGUUUUUAAAAAUUUGGAAGAAUGCGGCGAGUGAGCUCUCGUACUAUUGAAACUAAGAGCUUAAGCUAAGGGUAUUACUAUUUCAUUUUCUUCAAAGAUGAUUACAUAAAUGGAAUGAAAGGCUAUCUAUAGAUAGAACAAGAAUAUAUAUAAAUAAGGUAAAAUGUAUUGAUUUUUUCACUUUAA